Propithecus coquereli (Coquerel's sifaka) is the source of this 2221-nucleotide messenger RNA. It is a transcript of the gene FASTKD4, whose product is annotated as transforming growth factor beta regulator 4. NCBI's taxonomy places the organism in Eukaryota, Metazoa, Chordata, Mammalia, Primates, Indriidae. The record is from RefSeq and is a predicted model, not a curated record. Gene Ontology annotation, cellular component: ribonucleoprotein granule; mitochondrial matrix. The transcript has 11 exons. Gene Ontology annotation, biological process: mitochondrial RNA processing; regulation of mitochondrial mRNA stability. Bases 110 to 2008 code for a protein of 632 amino acids. Gene Ontology annotation, molecular function: RNA binding.
UGACAUAGCAAGCGCGCCGAGCCGCAUGGACCCGGGGACAGUGCGUGCGGCGGAUGGAGGGUUUUGAAUCACUUAUUAGGAGUCUUAACUCUCUGCCACGCAGGACACCAUGGCAGUUCGCCUAGUGAAGCGAUGCACGUGCCUCCUGAGAGAAGCUGCCCAUUUGGCCCCUGCUAUGGCUCCAGCUGGCAGACUAAGACUUGCUAGGGUAGCCCAUAAGACUCUGACUUCUUCGGCCACCUCACCCAGUUCCCACUUCUCAGGUUCCUUGACAGAGCUGGUGGAGAAGGAACAAGUGUUUACUCCCUACCCAGAGAAACAAGAGGUAGACCAGCUUAUUGAGAAGGCCACCACGCCAGAGGAGCUCCUGGAGCUACUUGGUAGUGGUCACCACUUACACCACAACCAUGCAGCCCUCAUAAUCAUACAGCUCUCCCGACUACUGUCUGAAAAGCCAGAAGACAAGGCCUCACUCAUACAGGAUGACCGCUUUCAGAAACUUCUCCAUCUGGCCAACAGUAAGAUAACUUUGCUCUGGCAUGGGACCCUCGUGAGGCUGCUGCGGAGCCUGUACGCUCUGGCACUCCCCAGGGACUCCAAGGUGCUGCAGUCAGUAGAGCAGGAGAUCCGCUGGCGCAUGCGGAGGCUCAGUUACAAGCACUUGGCCUUCCUGGCAGAGUCCUGUGCCACCUCCAUGCAGAAGCAGUACUCUCAGGAGCUGCUGGCUGAUCUGCUCGUGCACCUGGAGAGGCGCUGGAUAGAAAUUGAAGAUGGCCGCACAGUGGUGGCCAUCAUGAUGAAGGUGGGACACCUCUCGGAGUCACUGAUGAACCGCCUGGAAGACAAGUGCCUGGAGUUGGUGGAGCAAUUUGGCCCCAAUGAGCUGCGGAAGGUGCUGAUGACACUGGCAGCUCAGAGCCGGCGGUCUGUGCCCUUGCUGCGGGCCAUCUCCUACCACCUUGUGCAGAAGCCCUUCCCUCUGACAAAAAGUGUGCUCUUGGACCUGGCCUAUGCCUACGGCAAGCUCAGCUUUCACCAGACCCAAGUGUCCCAGCGCCUGGCUGCCGACCUGCUGUCUCUCAUGCCCAGCCUUACACCCAGUGAGGUGGCCCACUGCGCCAAGUCCUUCGCCUUCCUCAAGUGGCUCAACCUGCCUCUGUUUGAGGCCUUUACCCAGCACAUCCUGAACAGAGCCCAGGACACCAUCCUGCCCCACCUGUGCAGCAUGCUGCUGGCUUUUGCCCGUCUAAACUUCCAUCCGGAACAAGAGGAUCAGUUCUUCAGCCUGGUACACGAGAGGGUGGGGCCGGCACUGACAGGCCUGGAGCCAGCCCUGCAGGUGGACCUGGUGUGGGCCCUGUGUGUGCUGCAGCAGGCAAGGAAAGAGGAGCUGCGAGCCGUCCUCUGCCCUGAAUUUCACACCCAAUUUUUAGGGGGCGAGUCUCCAAAGGAUCAGAGCGCCUUUCGGAAGCUGCUCCACAUCAACGCUACUGCCCGGCUGGAGCACCCCGAGUACACCGGUCCUUUUCUGCCGGCCUCAGCUGUGGCCCCAAGGCCCUCAGUCCCUGACAAGAAGGUGACCCCCCUGCAGAAGGAGCUGCAGGAGACUCUGAAGGGGCUGCUGGGGAGCGUCGACAGGGGCAGCUUCGAGGUGGCCACGCAGUACGGCUGGGUGCUGGAUGCCGAGGUACUAUUGGAUGCUGAUGGCCAGUUUCUGCCCCUGAGGGACUUCGUGGCACCUCACCUUGCCCAGCCAGCAGGGAGCCAGCCACUGCCCCCAGGGGCUAAGAGGAUAGCUUUCCUGCGGUGGGAGUUCCCCAACUUCAACAGCCGAAGCAAGGACUUGCUGGGUCGCUUUGUCUUGGCCCGGCGACAUGUGCUGGCUGCAGGCUUCCUGGUGGUGGACGUCCCGUACUAUGAGUGGCUGGAACUCAAGUCUGAAUGGCAGAGAGGAGCCUACCUCAAGGACAAGAUGCGCAAAGCAGUGGCGGAGGAGCUGGCCAAGUGACCUGCACGGCCAGGGGGCUGACUCCGCCCGAAGGCCUAGCCGUGGGCACUGGGCAUGCAAGAGGUGUCACCCUUGACAAACCUUCUCAGUGCAGGACCUUGGCCAGAAUGGGGACGGUGGCCAGCAGCUCUGAGGGACAGAGUGUCCUCUUAUGGGUAAUAAAUCUUUAAUUUUGGUGUUGGACACCAGGAGGCUUCCCGGGCUUUGUCACCC